Labrus bergylta (ballan wrasse) is the source of this 3947-nucleotide messenger RNA. It is a transcript of the gene igf2bp1, whose product is annotated as insulin-like growth factor 2 mRNA binding protein 1. Gene Ontology annotation, cellular component: cytoplasm; cytosol; nucleus. The record is from RefSeq and is a predicted model, not a curated record. Gene Ontology annotation, biological process: nervous system development; regulation of gene expression. Gene Ontology annotation, molecular function: mRNA 3'-UTR binding. NCBI's taxonomy places the organism in Eukaryota, Metazoa, Chordata, Actinopteri, Labriformes, Labridae.
AUAGUUUUUUCCCCACUCUUCCACCACAGACCCAUCACCAAAAUCCACCAGUACCACCAGUACACUCACCACCUCCUCCUCCUCCUCCUCCGAGGCUACAGGCUGCUGUACUCUGCUGGAGCCGCAUCCUCCUGCUCCACUCACACAAACUGGAUUUAAAUUCAACACCCGCGUCCGCUUUUACACUUUUUAAAAAAUCUCUUUUUUUGUGUUUGAGUUUGCAGCGGAGAAUUUAAUUUAAUUUGCCUGACAGAGUGUGAAGAUCGUGUUGCUCUAAAAAGCGAAUUAACGGCAGAAACUUUUUUUUAUUCGCUGGCUUUUAUUUGAGAUAUUUUUGGGGGUGUUUUUUUUUUCCUUUGUGUUUUUUGUUUUCGUUUCUCUGGAGUAAUGCAAACAGUAACCAACAUGCACAAGCUGUACAUUGGGAAUCUAAGCGACAGCGUGACUGCUGAGGACUUAGGAAAAACCUUUGACGAACACAAGAUCCCCUACUCCGGACAGUUUCUCAUGAAAACCGGCUAUGCAUUUGUGGACUGUCCGGACGAUCAGUGGGCCAUGAAGGCCAUCGAGACGUUUUCUGGUAAAGUGGAGAUUCAGGGGAAACGUAUCGAGGUCGAGCACUCUGUCCCCAAGAAGCAAAGGACCAGGAAGCUGCAGAUCAGAAACAUUCCUCCUCACCUGCAGUGGGAGGUGCUGGACGGCCUGUUGGCCCAGUGUGGGACCGUAGAAAACUGUGAACAAGUGAACACCGACAGCGAGACGGCCGUGGUGAACGUCACAUAUGCAUCCCGGGAGCACGCCAGACAAGCGAUCCAGAAGCUGAAUGGUUAUCAGUUCGAGAACAACGCCCUGCGAGUCUCCUACAUCCCCGAUGAGAACUCUGAGAUGGAUGGAGGUCAGCGGGGGCCUGAUAACGGCCGGCGCCCCGGAUAUGGGUCUCGAGGCGGACCCCGAGGAGGGUCACCAAACUCCGGGAUGCCUCCCAAACCUCCGCACGCCGACAUCCCUCUGAGACUGUUGGUGCCCACGCAGUACGUGGGAGCCAUCAUCGGGAAGGAGGGCGCCACCAUCAGGAACAUCACCAAACAGACGCAGAGCAAGAUCGACGUCCAUCGUAAGGAGAACGCUGGCGCUGCUGAGAAGCCGAUCAGCAUCCACUCCACCCCCGAGGGCUGCUCGUCCGCCUGCCGCAUGAUCCUCGACAUCAUGCACCAGGAGGCCAAAGACACCAAGACUGCUGAUGAGGUUCCUCUGAAGAUUCUGGCUCACAACAACUUUGUGGGACGUCUGAUCGGAAAGGAGGGACGCAACCUGAAGAAAGUCGAACAGGACACAGACACCAAGAUCACCAUCUCACCCCUGCAGGACCUGACGCUGUACAACCCAGAGAGAACCAUCACUGUGAAAGGAUCCAUUGAGGCGUGCUGUCUGGCCGAGAACGAGGUGAUGAAGAAGGUCAGAGAGGCGUACGAGAACGACAUCGCUGCUAUGAAUCAACAGACUCACCUGAUCCCUGGCUUGAACCUCGGAGCGCUCGGCCUCUUCCCCUCCUCCGCCAACAUGCCCCCACCCCCGCCUGGAAAUGCAUCUUCUGGCGCCCCCUAUGGGUGCUUUGGGGCUCCCGAGCAGGAGACGGUCCACAUUUACAUCCCAGCUCAGGCGGUGGGAGCGAUCAUCGGAAAGAAAGGACAGCACAUCAAACAGCUGAGCCGCUUCGCCGGGGCAUCCAUCAAGAUCGCCCCAGCUGAAACUCCAGACUGCAAGAUGAGGAUGGUGAUUGUGACUGGACCCCCCGAGGCUCAGUUUAAGGCUCAGGGUAGAAUCUACGGCAAGCUGAAGGAGGAGAACUUCUUCGGGCCGAAGGAGGAAGUCAAACUGGAGACUCACAUCAAGAUGGCCGCCACCGCCGCAGGAAGGGUCAUCGGCAAGGGAGGGAAGACGGUGAACGAGCUGCAGAACCUGACAGCAGCCGAGGUGGUCGUCCCCCGAGAGCAGACACCCGAUGAGAACGACCAGGUCAUCGUCAAGAUCAACGGACAUUUCUACGCCAGCCAGUUGGCUCAGAGGAAGAUCCGGGACAUCCUGACCCAGGUCAAACACCCACAGAAAGGCGGCAUGUGCGGCCCGAGCCCCAACCCCGGGGGCUUCACAGAGAUGGGCAGCCCCACGCAGGGACUCAGUCAGGAGCACCAGCCUCGCAGGAAGUGAGGGUCCCCGCCCCCUCUGAACACGCCAAGGGGCACGACGGACAGACAUACAAAUGCACGGACGGAUAGACCAACGGACGGACGGAUACAAGAGAGCGACACACGGACCCAGCGGUAGACAGGGAGAGAUAUAAAAGAGGGAAGGAGUACGCCCGAUCGGCGUUUAGAGAAGAAGAUUAAAAUCAAAAAGAUGAAAUGAAUUUAAAAAAAAAAGAGGAUUAAGAUAAAAAAGAGAACAGACACCAGACGCCAGGCCAGAAGAGAGACUGAAUGAGGAUGGAGGGAUGAAGGAAAGGAGGGAAGGAGAGAGGGAGGGGCAUGUCCUCUGAGUGUGAGUCAGCUCUGCACCCGACAGGUGUAAACAACGCAGUCUGUUGUUCACACCUGUCCACACAGGAGCCUGUUUGUCCCUCUGUCGCCCCCUACAGACCUCUCCAGCCAUCUGCACUCAGUCCUAUAUUUUAAGGGUGGUUUUUUAAACAUAGAGAUAUAUGUAUAGAAAUGUUUUAUUCAGAGCUAUUAUUGAUAGAAAUGCAGUGAGGUGGAGCCGGGAGAGGGAGCAGGGAAACUGCUGCAGCGGCUCAGGGGGGAAAGGUCAUUGGUCUGGCAUUAAGCCCCGCCGACACCUGACCCCCCUGGCCAAUGAAAGUCUAGAAGAGGGGCCGCAGAUGUUAACACUGCUCUUUAAAGCUCUCUCCGAGUAGCGGAGAGAUUUAAUAAAAAUAAAAAAAAAGAAUAAAGGAGAAAUAUGAGGUUGUAAAUAUAAUCUUCAUGUAAAGUUAAGAAUGCUGCGUCUGGCCGCCUUGCCUUUUUAAUGAAGGGGUCUUCAGGUGACCUCACAGCCCCUGUUCUAUGAUACGUAGUAUAAUGUAGCCUACAGCGAGGCGGGGGCUGCAGAGGCACUGAGCGGCCCCUUUACGUUUAGCCGUGUGGCGGAAGACGCAGCAAGAGACAGUCAGAGGGGCGUGGUCGCAGCUGGUCCUGCAGUUCUAAUGCAGCGACUCAGCUAACGUGAGAGAAACCUUUACAAACAACUGUAACUGCCGGCAGCUAUGCUAGCUGGCUAGCGACCCGCACCUUAAAUGGCAUAUUUUAUAUAUAUUAUAUAUAUAUGAUAUGUGAGUUAGCCCGGCCCCUCGGGUGAAUGUAUUGAAGGCAGCGAGUCAGGUGUGAGGUUUUUGCUGCACCUGUACGAUGAGUCCUGCAAUGACAGACAGACAAGGCGUGUCUGUGGUGUUCUGCUCAUUGCCUUCUCUCAGCGCCGACCCUCAUGGCCAGUCUCCUCAGAGGAGCUGAGGUCAUCACCUGUGCACUAACGACCGUCUUUGUUCCAGCGGACAAACACGGUGUCUGAUGCUCGGGUUUUGAAUAAAAUGAUGCGCAGACUGGCCGGGUCGAGCACGAGAACCAAAAAAAAAACAAAGCAAAGUCUUCCAAAGCUCCUCGCCUUGAGCUCGGCGAAGGUAAAAUCAGACCGAAGGGGAGUGGCUUCCUCGUUCUCUCUCCCAAUCUGCCAAAGGCCUGUGGGCGGAGCCUCCAGACCCUGCCUGCGUAUGAUAAUGAGGGGCGGGGUCUUUGCCUGGACGCUCUCGCCAAGAUUAGAACAGAUUAGAGAAGAAAUGAAAAAGAAAAAAACCUACCUCAGGGUAAAGUUACCUCAGUAUUCCUAACUUUCUUUUGCUUGCUGGUGUUUUAUAUGAGAAGAAAAAAGAAAAGAAGAGCUGAUAGUCCUGAAUAUUU